AUGAGCCAGAAUCAUAAUCCUUUUUAUUUCCUAAAUCCGUACGUUGUGGUGUGGGAACUGACGGAAGAUAACUAUAUGGAUGAUCCCAAUCCAAUGUAUUAUGCCUCAUCAGGUGGUGGAUUGGUUGGCUCGCCAUCCAUCACGAUAAAUCUUUCGGGAGGAGGAGGUACUUUGAGUGCCAAUACAGGUGGAUCAAAUUUGAAUGUACAACCAUCAUCAUCAUCGGCUUCAUCAUCACCUGGAACAUCAUCGUCGCUCUCUUCUCAAACUACGAGGGUGAAAAGAUCCAUCUCAUCAAAUUCCCUGACCAAUGUAAAUUUACAACAGCAACAACAACAAUCAUCAUCCAUUGUCAACGGAAAAUAUGCGAUAUGGAAUCGUCAAAUCAAACGAUUGUGUGUUAAUAAUCAACAGUUUCAAUCAACAGCACUUUCUACGUUACAAAUACAGAAAGGAAAGUUGCAAAAGUUGUUAACUAAACCAAAGCAAACAACAGGAGGUGUUGCUCUAUCUUCUGAACCUACAGUUCCCACAACCAUGAACCUGUAUAUUCCAAUCAUUAAUCAAUAUCGGGUUGAUUUCUAUACAUCAAACGACUCUAGAAUCAAGGACUGCAAUAGUAGACAUUGGUCUGCUUGGUAUCGUAAUCCCUACUUUCACCUAUUUAUUGUUCAAACGGAAGACUUGGACAUUUACAAAAAUCACAUCAAACCAAAGCUCAGAAAGUGGGUUGAUUAUAUGAUCGAAAGAGAAUACGAAUAUCUAAUUUGUUAUGUGUCAAGCUCAACAUCAUCAGGAGAUUUGUUUAAAAAAUUUUCGCUCUUCGGAAAGGUUUAUGACAAGCUGAAGAGUGACUUUGCCAAACCUACUUUAUCAACAGGGACAACAAGUUCUAGUGUCAUUACCUCGUCAGUAGGAAGUAGAGUUAUCAAACUUGGACUGCAACAUGCCUUGUCAGGUAACAAUAAGGGCACACAGGACGAUAGCAUGGUUUCAACAGGAUCAACGAGCGCUGCUGUAAAGGAAAUGUAUCAGAGAAUUCAUGAGGGCAUUCUAAACGAGUUCACAAGACGAUCUGCCAAGUACGAAGAUGAAACCAAAAAGACUGAACAAAACAUGAAUCUUCCUGGCUGGCAAUUUUCUCAAUACUUUAUUCAGAAAGAAGGUCUUUCUUUCCUUCUUGAACAAUUUGGAUUAUUUGUCAACUCUCUAGGAAUUUACAAUCAAAUUCUUGGGUUUGCUUCAUCAGAGCGCAAUUUAAUUAAUUAUACAAACUUUUUGAACGCAUCAAACUUGAAAAUUACGAAUAUUUUGGAUGACCUUUAUGAAAACUUUAGAGAAGAAAUAAGAUCAUCAAGAAUAUCAGAGUUCGAAUUUUUGAAUUACGUAUUUUCACGACAAAUGCAUCUAUACUUAAAACUGAAUUCGCCUGAUCAAGUUGCUCGUCUUGGAGCCCUUCAUGUCACGUCCAUGUUGAGACGGCUCGAACAAGAAUUAUUAGGAAACACAGAUAGAGAGGCCAAAAAGUGGACAAAUGAGCAAUUGUAUUAUUACAUGUACAUGCAUGCAUGGGCUUAUUCUAGUGCCUUUUGUAUCUCCGAAGAAUGUAGCAAGUAUCUAAAUUCUAAUGACAUGAAAGACGAAGCAAAGAGAAAUCUCUAUCGACUCUGUGGAGACAUUUAUUUAUAUUGCAGAUACGAAUUUCAGUUAUUGGGAACAGUUUUUAAUGCAGAUGUGUUGUGGGACAAUCUUUUCAUAUCAGGAGAAGGAAAACACUUUGACCUCAGUCUCAAGCAUAUUGACUCAACUGACGAUCUUUUUGCUGGUUUUCCUAUCAUUUCAAGCUUAGAAUACUCUAAAUUAGCACUUGCACAAUCUGGACUUGUUGAUGAGGAAGCAAAAGCUGUUGAAUCAGAAAAAUUUAUUCUUCGCUACAAAUCCAACUAUUUGCCUGCCAUAAUUUUAAAAACUUCGUUGCUUUCUCAAAAAGAUUUUGAUGAUAGAUUUUUAGAGAUCACAACACUUGUGGCAGACUGCUAUAACAACGGUUUGCGGAAUCGUUUCUAUCAAAAGCUGAACGGUGACAUUGCAGCCAUCCAUUUCAGACAAGGGCGAUACAUGGAAGCUUUAAAUUAUUUACAAGGUCAAUUUUCCAUGUAUUUGAGCGAUGGCUGGUUAGGAAUUGCGACUGAUGUAUUGAUUAAGAUGGCUGAAUGUUCUAAACAAAUGCAAGCUCAUCAAUCCUACGUCUCCUCAUGCAUUGACCUCAUAUCAUCAAGUUACACUACGGCAGAACAAAAGAAAUUCUAUUGGAAUGAAAUGAUAGAGACUCUAAACUCGUCAUCAGAGAAUAUUAUCAAGAGAUUGGACGACUCUUCAGCUUCUUUAUACUACACCUGUAUAACACAGAAUGGGCAAAACGAAGCGUACCUAGAGUUGGGAAAAAUGCUAAAUUUGAAAGUUACUGUUGUAAAUGAGUCUCUUAUUGAUGGAUUUAUUGCCCAAAAACUUACACUGACAUUUGUGUUAGUGGAGGAAACCUCUCACAGACUUUUCAUUUCAAGAGAUAUUGGUAAUGUUCCCAUCAAAAGAGGUAAAAACACUUUUGAAAUUGAAGAAUUAAUGCUCAAGUUGGGAACUUACCGAUUGGAAAACAUCAAAUUAAGAAUUGGAGAAAAGCUAGAUCUCAUACUUCUUCCAAAGAAAAAGGAAGAAGAGCUUGUCUAUAAUAGACCAUUUGUUACACUUUCCUCAGAAAAGACAAAACGAAAAAAGUCAGAGUCAACGAUGUCAAAAUCAACAAAAUCCAGCAAUACAGAUACUUCUUCCGAUGUUGGCGAUCAAAUGGAUCAGCUGAUGGAUGACGAAACCUCUUCCUUCACAACCACCACAAUCACAACAAAGAAAGAUAGCUUAAAAUCAGCCUUCCUUUUGCUAGUACUUGAUUCAAGACCAGCUCUCACAAUCGAAACACUGAAAGAACAACUCUUUCUUCUCAACUCCAACCAUUACUUCUCUAUAACAGUUGACACAAAAACUGAUCUUGUAGAAAAAGGUUACAUGGCUAUUCAUUCUCUUUCUCCAAAUUUAAAAGUCUGUCCCGAAAAGAAGGGAUUAAUCAUUGUGGACAAUCAACCAGAGCAAGAAAUCAAUAUUAAUGACUGCUCCAUUUUAAUUCCUAAACUAGGAUAUGGACGUCGCAUCACGUACAAAAUUCCUAUUAAGGCAGAGAGCACCAAUAGCAAUAUACAAUCAAAGGCUCCAGAAGUAUUUAACAUGAGCUUUCAAGCUAAAUAUGAAAAACAGGUCACCAAUGAGACUUUUACACUUUCCAAAACUUUUGAAAUCAGCUUUUUCCAACCAUUCAUAUGUAAAUGCCACACCACCAAACUUUCUCCUGGCAUUUACAUGCUACAACUUGUAGCGACAUGUAUCACACCAAAACCUCUCCAAAUUUCUAAAUAUUCUAUCACUCCUACAGAUACAUUCAAGAUUUUGAAAGAUUAUAAUGAACAUCUUUUCUCUCCCAUCAAACCAAUGGAAGUAUUCAGUGAGGAUGCAGUUUCAUUCACAUUUAAGGUGGAAGUGCCGAACCCCAAGUCGUACACUCCUCCUUCUAUGGAAAUUACUUUCAGCAUUCCAACCCAAGAUGCCACUGCUUUUUAUCAUUACACUGUCCCAUGUUUGUGCAUUGAGGAUGAAAUUGAACCAGAGUACUCGAUUGAUAUUCGAUGUUUUCCUCAUUAUAAGAAUGAAUCUCUUUCUCCAAAGUUGGAUAAAGGUGACGAUGAUGACGAAGAAAUUGAACUCAUUUCAUCAAAGAAAUCAAGCUGUCAAAUCGUUGUGGGUCGAUCUUGCAUUAUGGAACUCGAAGUCGACAAAUUGAAAACCUACAGUAGCAAUUCGACAUUGGACAGCGGAAAGGACACAAUUCUUUUAUUGGACAUUUCUGCCAAUCCAGAUCAUUGGGUCAUCUCUGGUUCCAAUCGAAUUGCACUCAACCGAAAUUGGACGAAACCUGUGCGUGCCGAAGUGACGCUCAUUCCUUCAUCGAGUGGUCAUGUCACUCUUCCAACAGUGGAUAUUAUUCGAAAAUCGAUAUCAACUGGAGUCGAAGAGAGUCUGUCAUCACUCAUUCAAAGAUCUUAUAUUGGAAUGGAAAAUAAGGGAAGAGUGUUGGUACUUCCUCCUUCAACCAAAGAUGUCAUGUUUGGCCCAAUUUUCCCAAUUAAUUUCCCAAACAUUGAUCUUUCAUUACUUAAUAUGGUGAAUGUACAAAGCCCAUCCUCUCUUUUUCCAACCGCGAGUUCAAGCUCAUUAAGUGGUGGAAAUUCUUCGCUUAAUGGAGAAUCAGCGAUAGACAUUAAGCCAAUCCCACUUAGAACAGUUGUGAACAGUAGUGGCAGCAAGAAAGGAGAGGGAGCCACAACACCACACUCAGCCUCUGGUAUGAUGCCUCAAGGUGGUUCCUCCUCGAACAUCAGCAAGGACGAUGAUGUGGAUAAUGGUUCAACAUGGAAUGAAGGACCACUUGGGAGACAAGCUCAAGAUCUUAAUGCAGUUGAGUAUGAACAGUUUGUGACACCAAAUAUUGUUGACUCGUCCUCAGAAAGCAAUUCUGCUGCUGUAAAUCCAGUAGCCAUUCCAAUCUCUAAAAUUGCAUCACCACCUCCUCACCUCAAGGCAAGUGAACGUUUAAAAUUGUUGCCAAAUUCUCCAAGACCUACUCCUCGAACAGCGAUGAUUCAUAUGCGACGAAGAGGAAGCAAUGUUCGUCACUCACGAACCAAGUCAGAGUAUCUUUCGUUCAACUCGGAAAUGGAUGAUGGACCAAAAACCGAUAUUCCAGUGGCAGGCAACGACAAUACAACGACACAACACGAGGCGCAGCCAACCCUUAAUGCUCCUUUUUUGAGCGAAGGUGAAGUUUCAGAAGGCGAGCCAGAAGAUGUUUCUGAUGAGGAAACUCCUUCGAAUUAA
Messenger RNA from Naegleria fowleri, 4980 nucleotides. RefSeq lists its product as uncharacterized. Bases 1 to 4980 code for a protein of 1659 amino acids. NCBI's taxonomy places the organism in Eukaryota, Heterolobosea, Eutetramitea, Acrasida, Naegleriidae. The transcript has a single exon. The record is from RefSeq and is a predicted model, not a curated record. Gene Ontology annotation, cellular component: TRAPPII protein complex. Gene Ontology annotation, biological process: intra-Golgi vesicle-mediated transport; early endosome to Golgi transport.